Mesorhabditis spiculigera is the source of this 1203-nucleotide messenger RNA. NCBI's taxonomy places the organism in Eukaryota, Metazoa, Nematoda, Chromadorea, Rhabditida, Rhabditidae. The record is from the annotation of a GenBank genome assembly.
AUGCCGGUGUUAUCGAAGUUCUUUGGAUCGCAGCUUGGACUGAAAGUGCUGACAACGAAUUGCUAUGAAACUUGCCAUACAUGGGAACCGGAUUGCUCGCUCGCAAUUCAGGCAUGCUUAGACCUCGGUGAACUCGUUCGCGCGAAAGGGGACCCUAGAAAAUUACGCUUCCGCAAGCUUCUGCUCUCGAUUUUGCAAAGCUCUUGUUUCCUGACGACGAAUUUGGUGGCGUAUUUGUUUUUUAUGUGCAGGAUACGACAUUUGCUGGGAUUUUGGGUCUGGCCAACACUGGGGUUAACGAAUGGAAUUCUAUCAUCAUUUACGGCUAUUCUUAUCGAAAAGGCUUCUAGACGACCUGCAUUAGCGCUUUAUUUAACGAACCUGGCCUCAGAAACCUUCUUCCGCCAAGCCGUUAACCAUGGUUACAUUUCGUAUAUUCCCAAUGGGCAAUGGAUUGGAAUUGAAGAGCAUAGUGUGCUGCCAAAAUGGAUUUGGGCCCGAUUUCCGGAGACGUGGAAAGCCACGUUCAAAGGGCUUCGUGGAUAUCCAAAAGCAGAUACUUGUCUUCAUCCCCAUAGUUGUGUUUCAUCGGUUGUUGAGCCGUCGAUUCGCAAUUUCUUGAUCGGCUUUGCAGCUUCAAGUUUGUUAACGGUUUUUAAGAAUUUUGGAGUUCUUCGCAAAUCACCUUUGAAGUUGUUGCCAUUACUAGUUGCAAAAUCGAACCUACGUAUACCCGGAUUUUUGGCAUCACUACCCUUUUUAUACAAUACGACAAGCUGCCUGAUCGAGCAUCAAGUUCCAAAUUUUAAAUGGAAGCCGGCGAUUGCUGGGUUGGUUUCCGGUGCAGGGAUGCGGCUAUUCCCAAAUGUAACAAUCGCUAUGUACAUGUUUUGGAAGGCUAUUGAGCAUUUGUAUGACGACCUGGUGGCUCGUGGCUAUAUUCCGAAGUUUCGGCACGGAGCUAUUAUGCUGUAUACAUUCGCUACUGGCUACGUUUUGUUUGUUGCUGCGAUCGAGCCGCAUGCAUUGCGCACGGGAUAUUACAAAUUUUUGAUGGGGUUAUCUGGAAAUCGACUCGCUGUGUUCAACCGUCGACUUUUCGAUGAGGUCGGCUUCCGCAGCUCGAAGAUGUUUCCGAACUGGCGUCCACGUUUGAAUGCAGCGUAUUUGACGCAGAACCCGGAAUUGUACCUAGGACCAAGA